GGACUUUUGGUGCGGUAUACAAAGCGCGUAAUUUGCGGUAUGAAGAAAACGAAAAUACUGAUUCAGCAUAUGGUAGUAGGAGUCCUUCGCCUACAGUAGCUAAUAUGGAAGAAAAGCAUGGGAUAAAACGUAAAUUCGUGGAUGAAGAAUAUUUUAAAAGUAUAAAAUACGUCGCUAUAAAAAAGAUAAUUAUUAAUUAUUCUAUCGGAAGAGUUGCUGAAGAAAUUUCAAUUUUACGUGAAUUAAG
This is a messenger RNA of Racocetra persica, 247 nucleotides long. NCBI's taxonomy places the organism in Eukaryota, Fungi, Glomeromycota, Glomeromycetes, Diversisporales, Gigasporaceae. The record is from the annotation of a GenBank genome assembly.